AUGAAAUUGUUAUCUAAACGUCGAAGGGAUAAGCUUGAACUUCCAAGUACAGAUAGCGAUUUUGAUGUGCCAGAAUUGGAUUUAAAAAACGUCAGGUCCUUAACAUUUAUUUAUCAACAACGGUUAUUGGUUUUGUUUCAUAUUUAUGGAUUACACUUAAGAAACAAAACAAAAACUUAUUUAUCGCCGAUAAACUGCCAUGCGUUUAAUGUGAUUUACAUCACGAACUUUAAACCAUUAGCAAGUUUGAAAUGA
Molecule: messenger RNA, 255 nt
Organism: Clunio marinus
Lineage: Eukaryota; Metazoa; Arthropoda; Insecta; Diptera; Chironomidae
Source: the annotation of a GenBank genome assembly